ACUUAUUUGCAUCCAGGCCUUAAACAGAAUCACUGUACCCUAAAAACCAGAUUUACGUCUGGGUACACUCGUGAACUGCCUGCAGGAUGUGGGAGGAGACUGACAGUGAAGACUUGCUGCUAAUGGACCCCGUGACUGUCACCCUGACAGGAAGCCAGGUGCAGGGGCUGUCUGCCAUGUGGAAACCUAGUUGGCAGAAUUUAUCCAGCUCACACCUUGUGUGUCUGAUGUGUUGCAUGGAUGAACGUGAUAGGGUCCAGAAGAAAACAUUUACCAAAUGGGUCAACAAACAUCUCAUCAAGGUUCGUAAACAUAUCAAUGAUUUGUAUGAGGAUCUCCGGGAUGGACAUAAUCUCAUCUCCCUCCUCGAGGUGUUGUCUGGUGUCAGACUGAACAAGGACCCAGAGGCUUCUCGGAGCCUGCGGCUCUCUCGUCUGCCAUCUCGCCGCCUGCUGUUGAUGAGGGAAGAUAUGGAGGAAGACCCUGAUGAUGCUCCUAGAGAGAAAGGGAGGAUGCGUUUCCAUCGGCUACAGAAUGUUCAGAUUGCCCUGGAUUUUCUUAAGCAACGACAGGUGAAGCUAGUGAAUAUUAGAAAUGAUGACAUCACUGAUGGAAAUCCAAAACUGACACUAGGGUUGAUAUGGACCAUAAUCCUUCACUUCCAGAUCUCUGACAUUUAUGUGAGUGGUGAAUCAGGGGAUAUGUCAGCCAAGGAAAAACUGCUCCUAUGGACGCAAAAGGUGACAGCUGGAUAUACUGGCAUGAAAUGCACUAAUUUCUCCUCUUGCUGGAGUGAUGGCAAGAUGUUCAAUGCAAUAAUCCACCGGUACAGACCGGAUCUGGUGGACAUGCAGAGAGUUGAAUUGCAGAGUAACCAGGAAAACCUUGAGCAGGCAUUUGAGAUUGCAGAGAGUCUGGGGGUAACAAGGUUAUUGGAUGCUGAAGAUGUAGAUGUAGAUUCCCCUGAUGAGAAGUCUGUGAUCACGUAUGUGUCUUCUAUAUAUGAUGCCUUCCCUAAAGUCCCAGAGGGAGCAGAGGGGAUUAGUGCUACUGAGGUGGAUUCACACUGGCUGGAGUAUCAAGAGAGAGUAGUCUGUCUUACACAGUGGAUCCGGCAACAUGUAUUACUGAUGUCUGACAAAUCCUUCCCACAGAAUCCUGUUGAAUUAAAAGCACUUUAUAAUCAGUAUGUACAUGUGAAGGAAACUGAAAUUCCAGCAAAGGAACAAGAGAAGGAACAUAUCCAAAAGUUAUAUCAAAUGUUACAGGCCUGGAUCGAAUUUGGUCGUAUCAAACUUCCUCCCUCAUUUCACCCAAAUGAUGUUGAGGAGCAGUGGGGUAAACUGAUUCUCUCUAUGUUGGAAAGAGAGAAAAUCCUACGACCAGCUGUAGAGCGACUUGAAUUGCUACUACAGAUUGCAAACCGGAUUCAGAAUGGCUGUCUGAGUUGUGAAGAGAAACUGACAUUAGCAAGGAAUACACUACAGUCUGAUACAGCUAAUAUUGAGUGUGGACAGACUUUUCAACAAGAAAGUGAAGUUGUGCAGUUUCUGCAAGAGAGUGAAGGCCUUCUUCGUCAGCUUCACUCAGAUGUUCAGAUUCUGCGUGAUGAGAAGUACUUCCAGGUUGAGGAAUUGGCAUUCAGAGUUCUACGAAUUCAGGAUGAGCUUCUGAAUCUUAAAUUGGAAUGUUCCAAUCUGUAUAGAAGGGGCAACCUUAUCACCUCAGACCUGCAGCCCACUGUGUCCCUAAGCAACACUCACCAGCAUAGCCUUCACACCUCUCCCUCUUCCUCUUCAUUGUUACGGAAGCCAAUGAGUCGGACUGAACUCGUUUUAUUAUCAUCAUCCGAAGAUGAAGGCAGUCUGAGAUUUGUGUAUGAACUUCUUGCCUGGGUUGAGGAAAUGCAGAUGAAGUUGGAGCUCUCCGAAUGGGGCAGUGAUCUACCCAGUGUGGAAGCUCAGCUAGAAAGUCAGCAUAUUGUGCACACCAGUGUAGAGGAGCUGGCAUCAAGCCUGAGAGAAGCCAGGACCUAUGAGGUCAAAAUGUCUCCUAAUUUUCGAAACAGCUAUGGUGAAACUCUGAGCAAGCUUGAAACGCAGUAUUGCAAGUUAAGGGAAACAUCCAGUUCUCGGCUUCGCAAUUUGCAGAGCCUGCAUGACUUUGUUUCUCAAACAACAGCACAAAUAAUUUGGUUGAAUCAGAAGGAGGAGGAAGAGUUAUCUUAUGACUGGAGUGAUGGAAAUCCCAAUAUUGCAGCCAAGAAGGAUUACUUUACAGAACUGAUGCAGGAGUUAGAAGAGAAUCAGGAUGUGAUUCAGUCCCUGCAGGAAACAGCUGAGCUAUUGUCCCUUGAGAAUCAUCCAGCAAAACAAACAGUAGAGGCAUAUAGUGCUGCAGUUGUCUCCCAGUGGCAGUGGGUGAAACAACUCUGUCUUUGUGUUGAGCAACAUUUAAAGGAAAACUCUGCAUAUUUUCAGUUUUGCAAUGAUGUGAGAGAGUCAGAAGAUUAUUUAAACAAUCUGCAGGAUUCGAUCAAGAGGAAAUAUUCUUGUGACCUAAGUACCAGCAUCAGUCGAUUAGAGGACAUAUUGCAAGACUCCAUGGAUGAGAAGGAACAGCUUAUCCAGUCUAGGAGUUCAGUUGCCAGCCUUGUGGGUAGAUCGAAGAACAUUGUCCAGCUGAAGCCCAGAAACCCAGAACACAGUCUAACCAGCACACUUCCCAUUAGAGCUAUUUGUGACUAUCGGCAGAUAGAGAUUACCAUUAGUAGAAAUGAAGAAUGUGUUCUGGAAGAUAACACCCAGAGGACAAAGUGGAAGGUGAUAAGCACUACAGGCAAUGAAGCCAUGGUCCCGUCUGUCUGUUUCCUUAUUCCUCCACCCAAUCAGGAAGCAAUGGAAAUAGGCAGCAGGGUUGAACAGCUUUAUCAGAAGGUUAUGUCUUUGUGGCAUGAGUUACAUGUAAACACUAAGAGUCUGAUUUCAUGGAAUUAUCUCCGUAAGGAUGUGGAAGUGGUGCAGAGCUGGAAUGCUGAAAAGCUUAAAGUCCUACCCUUGGCAGAGCGCCUGGAGACUCUUUCAAACUUAAGUGCCAGCCUAAAGUGCCACUUAGAUGAAUUUCUGGAAGACAGCAAAGACUCCCAGAUAUUCUUACUGACAGAUAAGCUAAAUAUGGAGCAGGAGGUGGAGUCUUGCAGAGACCAGUGCAGACAGCUGGUGGACCUGAUAGUGACUGAAGACAAAGAGGAGUCUGAAGCAAGGACUUACUUAUCAGAGCUAUAUAAUAUAGAGUUACAAAUGGGGCAAUGUGAGCAGCGGCUUGUGAAGAGAAUCCAGAGUCCUGCUGGCACUGAUGUUGAUGCUGUACACGAGAUCACUAUUCAUAUAUCAGAGCAAGAGAGGAUGCAGGAGGAGCUGAAGUGUUUAAAAUCGGAGUUAACUGUGGUUUCUGAACGCUGUGAUGACUUCAUGCACAAAUCUCCAUCUGGCUCUAGCACUCAUAGUCUCCGCUCGCAACUGGAUCUGCUGAUUGGAAGGAUGGACCAGAUAUAUGGACUAUCAUCAGUCUUCUUGGAAAAACUGAAGACCGUGGAUGUGGUUAUCCGGAGUCUACAGGAGGCAGAAGGAAUAGUGAAAGGGUUUGAAAUUAAGCUCAGCCAGGAGACCUCUUUGCCUGCAGACACUUCUUUUAUUCAGUCUCAACAAGACUUGCUGCAGCAAUGGCUCACGGAGGUUUCAGAUAAAGACUCCAUAAUAGCUGCUCUGGAAAAUGACAUUGCCAAGUCAAAGGCUAGUAGGGAGCGUCUCUAUGAGAAGACCCAAGAACGGAGCAUGGAUUUAGAGCACUACCAGGAAAGGGCAGACAAAUUGCGAGAGCGAUGGAAUGCGGUUCAUUCUCAGCUUGAGACACGUCAAUCUGAACUACUUGGGAUUCAGGAGGCUCUAAGUAACUAUAGAGGGCUCCAUGAUAAUCUGAUCCAGUGGAUAGAGGAAACCAAAUCACAGCAAGAGAUGAUGAAGCCUGGACAGUCUGAAGAUAGGAAAGUCCUGUCAGAACAGCUCAGCCAGCAGACGGCACUGGUUGCUGAAAUUGAAAAGAAUCAGAGCCGUCUGGACAAGUGUCAGACUAUCUCCCAACAGUAUUCAAACUUUGUAAAAGAAUAUGAGCUGCAGCUGAUGACAUACAGGGCAUGUGUAGAGUCCCAACAAAAGUCUCCAAUGAAGCGAAGACGACUAUUCUCCUCUUCUGAUAUUAUCACUCAAGAGUUUAUGGACCUUCGUACAAGAUAUACUGCUUUAGUGACAUUAACUACACAACAUGUGAAGUAUAUUAGCGAUGCACUGAGGAGGCUUGAAGAGGAAGAGAAAGUCCUUGAAGAGGAGAAGGAAAAACAUGUUGAGCAGUUAAAACGCCUCACUGGAUGGGUGUCUGGCCUGUCACAGGGAGUGUCCCAUCAACAUGCCGACCACACUGAUCUAAAUAAAUCUAUUUCGGAGCAAAAGGCUUUAAGUGAAGAACUCUUGUCACAAAAAGAACGAAUUUCAGAUGCUGUGAAAUCUAUGCAGAUCUUUCUGGCUAAAAACAGUGACAGGUUGUCAACUCAGGAGAAAGAAGAACUCUUAUCACAGAUUCAGGAGCUGAAUGGUAAAUACAACCACCUUUCUGAGGAAUGUGAUAGUCAAGUACAGCAACUUCACACUAAGCUUGCAUGGGAGGCAGAGCAAAAGGUGGAUCAUGCAGUAGAUGGUGUCAUAGAUCUAGGCUCAAUGGAAAUCUUUCCCAUCUUCUUGGCUAUGCAAAGAGGGCUUAUUGACCAAGACACUGGCCUUUUACUUCUGGAAGCCCAGAUUGUUUUGUCUGGUUUGAUUGUUCCUGAAACUAAUGAGAGACUCAAUUUAGAGGAAGCUUUAAAACGUAAUAUAGUCGAUCAGAGAUUGUUGCAAUUUCUUCAGGUUUUAAGGGAUGCUAAUACAUUGGUGGCUGGUGGUAAAUCUGGAAAGCAGAAACUUUUAUCUGUUAUUGCAGCAAUGGAAGACAAGAAGAUCAGUGAGUUUGAUGGGCUGAAAAUACUGAGCAUCCAUUUUGCAACAGGAGGCUUCCGGCUUUCAUCUGAUGAAGAUGCGACAGAUCUUGAGCAAGCUGCACAGGCAGGGCUUAUCAGUAGGCUCCUGUGCCAAAAACUGAAGUCAUCUUCUCAAAAUCUUGUUGACCCUAAUACAGCCAAAAGAAUGAGCCUUGCAGAAAUUAUGCAAACCUGCAUUAUUCAUGAAUCUACAGGGCUACGACUGCUUCCUGUAAAACAGCUGGCUGGUGGUGAUGUAUGUCUCAAAUCAGGAAAGAAGGUCAGCAUUUUCAGUGCAGUUCAGGAGGGACUAAUUGACAGACAAGUAGCUGUUAGGCUGCUUGAGGCUCAGUUAUUUGCUGGAGGGAUCAAGGAUACCAAAACGGGACACAGACUGACUGUAGAUGAAGCAGUGAGACAUCAUUUGCUGGAUCAGGAUGUGGCAUGUGCACUUCUUAAGAGGCAACUAGAGAAUGGGGGUAUAAUAGACACAGUAACAGGGCAAAGAAUUACUUUGGACGAAGCAGUUAAAGAAAAUGUUGUUGCCCCCAAACAAGCUCUGCUUAUCCUUGAAUCUUUGGGUUCAUUCAAAGGUGUUCUGUGGCCUGAAUCUGGUGAAAUUCUGCUUGUUGCCGAUGCCCUUCAGUUAGGUAUAAUUUCUUCUGAAAUGGCUAUUCAUGUUCUUGGAAGCAGGCAAAGAAUCCAUGGCCUGUACAUGUCUGAAGACAGAAGAAUCCUGUCUUGGGAUGAUGCAGUGAUGCCUACAAUUGUGGAUGAAAAUAUUGCCAAACGGUUGCAGUCAACAGUAAUUCCUGAUACAAUAAGCAGUCUGACAGCAGAAUCAGAGAGUAUGCCAGAACUUGGACUUUAUACAGGAUCUUUAUCCGUAAAUAGCAGCCAACAUUCUGUUGAGAGCAGUGAAUUGGAAAUGCAGAGGGGAGCUUGUCCAGAAGACAACAGAGAGCUGAUAACACAUUUAAUGAAUGCUAGCUAUAUAAAUAUUCACAAUGGAAAGAGGUUGCUGAAUAUUAACAAGAAAGAAAACAUUGUAGCCACACUAUUUCCUGGUGCUUUUUUAGAUAAUUCUAUUGGUGUCAGUCAGGACAAUAAAGUAGAGAUUCAAAAGUUAUAUGUUGUUGAGAAGAAAUUGGAAAACCCAGCAGGUUUGACAGCUUUCACAGAUGAAAACAGAAAAGCUAUUAGUAAACUAAAAAAAAAUCAGUGUUUGCUACCAGAAGAGGGUAAAUUGCCUUUUGAAACACAUCAUCCAAAAUUAGAAGACAGAGUACCAUCACUACAAAAUAACCAUGCAAGCUUACAUCACCUGUCAACUGAUCAUGGUUGUGCUGAGGAAAACAUAUUUACAAAUCCAGAAAUAGCAGCUUUCAAUACCGAGCAACUACUGUUACCUGAUGUUCCUGAAAAUUCAUUAAACAAGAUCAAAGUUGGUAAAAUUGAGAUCUCUCCUGUAAACAAAGGUAUGGUUGAUACCCAAGUGCAGACCUUAAUAAUUAAUGGAAAAAUACCAGAAAACCCAGGACAAGUAAAAACAAUGAAGUCUUGUGGAAUGUCAUUUGAUUCUGACAAACAUCUUAGAAGUAAGUUCGGUUUAAAAAUGGAAAAUAUGGAUGUUUUAAAUGUUAUCCCUGAGCAACACGUAGCAUCACAAAAAUGUUUCAGUGUAAACCCUGCAUAUCCUGAAAAGAUAUGCUCUAAAGGAAAGUUGAAAGAUGCAGAUUGUUUGCUGGAUAAUAUGCAUAUUCCUUAUGGGACUUCUUCAUCAAUACAACUUAAUGAUGCAUAUGUCAUGGAAGAAGAGGAUGCUUUAAAUAUGCUAUCUGAGCAGUUAAUGAAUGGGGGAAUAGUAGUUCCAAACUCCAGUCAAAAGCUUCUUCUAAAUGAAGCUGCAUGUCAGGGUAUUAUCUCAAGCCACACAGCCUUAAAACUAAUGGAAAGAGUUGACUUAUUUGCUGGUUUCUUUGACUCCCAAACAUGUGAAAGACUUACCAUUCAGGAUGUGAUAGAUGAAGGCCUGAUGGAUGAAACGCUUCUGCAGCAGGUCCUCAGCUCUGACAAAACAAUCAGUGGUAUUGUUGACACGCAAACUAAAAUAAUUUAUUCUUUACAGGAUGCAUUGAAUGUUGGACUUGUGAAUGAGGAAAUGGCUAAAAAAAUGUUAGAAGUCCAAGUUAUUACAGGAGGGAUAUACGAUAUGAAAAGAGGUAAAAGAAUAUCUGUUACAUUGGCUUCUAGUCUAAAUUUGGUGCAACCUUCCUACAAAGAAGACCUUAUCAAGCUGGAAAAGGCUUCUAAAGGGAAAAAAAUUGACCAAGCUUCUGUGAAAAAAUUGACUAGCCUUCAGAUUGAAACAAGUGGCAUUACAGAUCCAUUGUCUAAGCAAAUAUUGCCUGUUACACAGGCUGUUGAGCAAGGCUUCAUUAAACAAGAGGAAGCAAUCCAACUCUUGACCAAACAAAUAGCAGAUGGAGGAAUCAUCCAUCACUCAUCAGGCAUGAGGCUAUCCGUGUUAGAUGCUUUCAAACACAGACUUAUUGAUCAAACUUUGUUUGAUAUUCUGACAGAGUCUGAGGACCUAAAUCAAUCUGGGCCACACAAAUCAUAUGAAAUUGACUACAAUUUGUCUGUACAGUCUGGAUACUCCACUGCUUAUGAUACAAAGUCUAUAUUGGAAGCAUCUACAAAACAAGAUACCAAAAAAAUACCAUAUACAGAUUUGUUAAAGAAGUGUGCAUUUGAUGUUAUAACUGGGCAAAGAUAUUUGGACCUUAAUAAGCAUAAGUGUAAUUUCUCAUCUGACGCACCAAAAAACAGGUUUGAAAGUAUGGACAUCUUACAGUCAGAAACUCAGCAUACAGAAGAUAAUAUGUAUGAUUUAGAACAUGGUAGGGGUAAAACAUGUUUACCUGCAGUGCUGCAUGAUAAGGAAAUCACUGUCAUUGGAAAGCCCCUGGAUGGAUCAGAAGCUGGAAUGAAUCAGUCUUCAAUAUGUAGUAUGAGGGACAAAGGUUCUUUUGAAGUUGAGUCUGAAGGCAGGCAACUCCAAGAUCAAUGUUAUAAUAAGGUGACAGAAGGUUUUUUUCUUAAGGUGAGCCCACACCAGUAUUCUGCACAAAACUCAAUAAUCACUGAUAGUGAUAAUACAGUGUUUUGUAGGCAGAUUAAUACAGACAUUUUCCAAGUUGACACGGUAAAAUUGGACAAGAAUGGUGCUGUAGAUGUUUGUCUUAAAAAUGAAGCAAGACCUUUCGUUCAAGUAGUUGAAAGAAAUGUAUGUUUUGAAAUGGAACACAGUGAUGAAUCAUUUACAGGAGACCCCAUUACUCAAGCGACAGAGAAUGACAUCCAAUUAAAAGAUGGUGUCUUAAUGGAGCAGACACAGAAAUAUAUAACUUUUACAGAUCAUUCUAGGGUUCAAUGUAAGCCAUCUGCAGCACAAAGAGAAGACCUUUUUGAAUUGAAUCACUGUGAUACUAAUAUACAUGUGGAGGAGACCAAUUUUCAUGAAACAUCUGCCAAAGUUCAUUUAGAACUGCAGUCUCUUGAAUCUAAAAGCAGAGAUGGUGAAGCUUCAAACGUACCAUGCAUUACUCAGAGCUUUGACAAACAAGAGCUAAAAGCUGAGGUAAACUGUGAACCUACCUUUAAAAAUCAAGACACUGCACUGCUCUCACCGAUUCCGGAAAAGGAAUGUUUCACCGACAGUCUGGUAAAUAAUCAUUCCGAGAAAAUCAUAACAAUGACUGAAAUUAUUUCCAAAGACUUGCAGAAGCAGCCUGAAAAGAUACCUUUAAGCCAAUGUGAUUUCAACAUGGUGUCAGUUCAAAAGCCUUUCACUGCAAGUAACUAUGUACCAUCGGAGAAUUUGUCGUUUAGUCAUGAUCUAAGCCAGUCAGAGAUGUCAAGUGUAAGCAGGACUUUUCAUAAAUCAGACAAUGCAGAAUUACACAGCGAGAAGGGUACAAUGCACUUUGCUUUUCACCAAUAUGUGACAGAAUGUGAUAAUAACAUCCAACAAAAAUGUAGGGAAACAGACUUAAUCCUAGGACAUGAUCAACUGAGAACGGGUUCCUGUCUAACUGAAGAUCUCUAUUUACCUGCCUUUACCAAAAGUGCUGUUCAAUCAGGUAUCAAUAGUCAACAAGUGUGUGACAUAAUUAAAACUUCUGGAGAUGUUAUAGUGGGAAAACUGAAUGAAAACACUGUUAAGACAGCCAAAGAGUUAACAGAUGGAGGGUCUAAAGUAGACACAGUUAAGUCAGCCAAAAAAGGAAGUUCUAAAAAAGUCAAAGUUAAGCCUAAUCGCGAAUUUAUUGCAGAAACACACAAGAAAGGCACAAUUGAGCCAAACAGGCUCAAAUCAGGACAAAUUAGGGAAGAUCGAGUUAAUCCAACAGAUUUUAAUACAGAAAGACCUACAAAAGACACAGCUGAGGCAUCCAAAGAUAUUAAAGUUAGUCCUAAAGAAGACACAGUUAAGCCAGUGACUCUUCUUCCAGAUGAAAGAUUUAAGGAAGAUGUGAUUAAGCCUACCAGACAACCUGCACUGGUAAAUGCUAAGAAAGACAUAUUUAAAUCAGAACGAAAACCAAAGGAAGAUCUAAUUAAAGCAGACCAGUCUCUUAUAGAAGCAAAGCCUAAGGAUGACACUGUAAAUAAAAACAAUGAUUCUAAGGAGGGUCCCCCUAAAGAAAAAGAAGCCCAACUUGAUAGAAAUCUUACAGAAGCAAGACCUAUUCAAGAUCCCUUUGAGACAAGCAAAGAUUUUACACAAGCAACACCUAAGGAUUCUUAUACAAUAAGUAUGAAGCAGACUUGCUUGGAGCAUGAGGAGAACCUUGUAUCAUACCUGUCAAUGCUUAGGGAUAUUGAAGUGAGGUUGGGACCUGCCCAGCCCAUAGCACCAUGUAUGAAAGAAGUACAAGAGCAGCUGAAACAAGCAGAGGUGGUGGAUCUGGAAAUAAGACAACUUAUGCCUUCUGUGAGGCAGGAAUUGGACUUUGUAAAGCAGAUUAUCUCAGAUCAACCCCUGGCGGUCCCAGUGCAGUUACUCAAAGCAUUAGAAAAAGAUGCAAAAAACUUGGAGAAGUCUCUUACAUCUAUCAGAGGCAAUUCUGAAUUACGUGUUAAGCAGCUUCAGGAUGUUCUUGAGACUGCAAAGGGUAAAAUCCUGGCGGAGCAUAAAGAGUUGGAAGGCAGACUUCAUUCUCUUCUACAGUGGGUGAAACAAACCACAGACUCACUGGAUAGUGCAAAAACAAGCGAUGAUUUGAGAUUAGAUUCUGAAAAACUACAAAAAGAUCUAAACCAUGCAGAGUCCUUGAGAAGACCGCUAACAGACACCAGACAGAAGCUAGACACUAUUGCCUUUGAUAUACAGUUUUUCAUUUCCGAGCAAGCUCAAGACUUGACUCCUCAACAAAGCCGUACACUUCUUCGCCUACUAAAUGAGUUACAGAGAUCCUUCAGGGAGCUGUCAGAAAGACUGGCAGCAUGGAAAGAGGUUCUGCAGUUAUGUCAGAAGCAGACAAAACACAAAACAGAACUUAAGAUAAUUCAAGAACGGCAAGCUACCUGUAGUCAAGAAUUUGAACAAUUGGGUCUAUGGGCUGAACUUACAGAGAAAGCUUUGCCUGGUCACCAAAUCACCCAUAAAACACAGGACCUCUCCUCACUUAUGGAACAGCACAAGACUGUGCAGGCUCUUCAUAACGAUGUACAGUCUCGAGGAAAGCAGUUUUGCACAAUUAUCGAAGCAGCAGAAGAUUUCCUUGCUGAGAAUAAGAUGAAAAUGGAUCCAGUAGAAGUAGAUUCUUUUCAGAAAAAACUGCAGCAAGCAAAGGAGCGAUAUCAUGCUGUUCUUGAAAAAACAGCAAACACUGAGAAACAGCUAGAAAGUGCUGUGAGCACAGCUGUGCUUGAAGAAACCAAGAAGUCUGAAACUGCAGAGGAAUUAAAAAUAAAUUUGGGGAAAAUUGAGUCCCUACUUCAUCAGGUGCGCCCAAGUGAUGCUCUUCUGAAAACUGUACCUGAUGGAAGUAACCAAAACAUGUUGAGUAGGUGUCUCCCACCAGAUGAAACUGCAUCUAUGGUCAAUGACUUAUAUGAGAGGAAGAAGACACAACACCAAGGGAUGUUGGCACAGCAGCAAAGUUUUAUAUUGACAAUACAGUCAGCUCAGGAUUUCUUAGAUAAGCAUGGCAAUACAUUGUGCCCAGAAGAACGACAACAGCUGCAGAACCAGCUGGCCCAGUUGAAAGAAGAAUAUUCAGCUUCCAUGUCUCAGGCACAAUUACAGUUGAAGAAUGCACAGAUCCUGCGAGAUGAGAUGAAGAACUUCAUACGUGACCAUGGAGAGUUUGAACUUUGGCUUAUCCAUAGUGAAGAGGAAUUAGACAAGAUGCACCAAGGAAAAACUGAUUUUGAUGGUCUGAAGCACUUGCUCAAUCAGCAAGUGAAUAUUUCUGAAGACAUCAUAUCUCACAAAGGAGACCUACGGUAUAUUAACUUAGCUGGCCAAAAGGCUAUUGAAGCUGAGAAAGCAACUGCUGACCAGGAGGAUUUUGAGAUGGUGGCAGGAACAAUGGUGAAAAACAAACUAGAAGAGGCUUCAAAACGAUACAACACUUUGCAGUCCAAGUGUUCUAAGCUGGGCUCUCAUCUGAACAAUGUGCUGGACAGAUACCAGCAGUUACAGGAAGGGUCAGACACUGCUGUAGCUUGGCUGCAAGUUACAGAGUUGGAGGUGGGCCGCAUCCUUUCUGAGCCUGUGGCAUCUGAUUCAGAAGUAUUACAGAACCAGCUUGCAAAAGCCAAGAGCAUGCAGUCAAACCUUGCUGAACACCAAGUUCAGGUAGAAAAAGUACAUAAAGCUCUGCGGAUGCUGAUAGAAAUACAAGAUGAUCCUUCACCUGAUUGCAGAAGCAUGCAAGAUAUGGCUGAUUCCAUAGAUCGUCGUUUUCAGAAUCUCUCAAAUCAAAUGUCUUCCCACUCUGAUUUACUACAAAAGACAGUUGCACAGUCCCAGAAUGUACAGGAUGCCAUAGAAAACCUUUUGCAGUGGUUGGAGGAAAUGGAAAAGACUUUGGCAAAGCAAAAACACACACAGAUGUCCUCUAUGUUGGUAGAGGAAGCUCUUGCUACGAGCAUGAAACUGAAACAGGAUAUCUCCAGUAGAAGGGGAAGUAUGGAUGCCACAGGAGAGAUGGUUGAGAAAUUCAUGGAGACAGCUGACAGUGCUGCUGCCUCUGCUCUUCACAGCAAACUCUCUGAAGUCACUUCACGGUUCAACGAGGUCUUCAUGCAACAGAGAUUGCAAGAGAAUUCUUUGAAAGAGAUACUGCCAAAAGUGGAAAAAUAUGAGCAGUUGUCAAAUGAGCUGCAUGAAUUUACAGUAACCAGGUCUCAUCUCCUGGCCUCUGCAAACCAACCAGAGAGGGAUAUCACCCAGUUUUCUGAACAAAUCAAGGAGCUAAAUGCAGAAAUAAAACAGCAAGAAGAACAUUUUGUUAUGGUAGAACAGCUGGCCAAUGAACUGAGUACAAGCCCUAUCCUUACAGAUGUAGCUGGGCACUUACAGAAGCUUGAAACUUUAAAGAAAGAUUUUGCAGAGCUCCGGGGGGCAGCAUUGAAGAGGGAAAGUGAAACUUUGUCCUGUCAGGAAGCUUUGGAACAAUUCCAGAAGCUGAUUGUGGUAAUGAGAAAAUGGCUGAAGGAAAAAGAAGAUAGUGUCCCUUCAGCAGAAGACUCUCUUAAAACAUGUGAAAUGCAGUCAAGGUUACAGCAAGUUAAGGACCUCCUGAGUGAGUGGAAAAUGAAAAGCCCCAAAAUGGCAGAGAUAGCACAGAAGGGUUCAGAGCUCGAGUGCCGCAUUAUGGAAAUUACAGCAUCUGAGGGUCAGCGCAGAGGAGGUUCUGUGCUGAUGGCCACAGGGAGCUCUUUAGGAAAUGUAAAUGGAUACCAUACUUGCCAAGAUCUCACAGGCAUAAAGUGUGAUGUCUCUGAGACCAGUCAGAAAUAUGAAAAUUUAGGACUGCUUUUGCACAAACAAGAGGAGCAGCUAUCUACAAUGUUGGAAAAUUUUGAUAAAAUCAAACAAGAAACUAAUCAUAUGCUGAAAUGGUUGGAAUCUAAAGAGAAAACAAUGGCUGCUGUCAAUAUGUCUCCAACGAAAUCUGAAAUGGUGAAAGAACAAGCAAAGCAGAACAAGGAGUUCCUUUCUGAACUUGAGCAGAGCACUGAAAAAGUAGAAAGUUUAAAGGCUACACUGAGAGAUUUGCUGAAAAGGCAUCCAAACUCUCCCGAGGCAGAAAACUGGAAGACCAUGCUGGAAAAUCUUAAUCAGCAGUGGGGCAGAGUCAAUGAAGUCACAGCAGAGCGCCAGCACAAACUGGAGGAGUCAGCCAACCAACUAGCAACUUUCCAAGUAGCAGGCUCCCAGCUUUCUCCAUGGCUGAAAGAGAAGGAGUUAAUGAUGAGUGUUUUGGGUCCUCUCUCUGUUGAUCCAAAUAUGCUAAAUGCUCAAAAGCAGCAAGUUCAGUUUAUGUUAAAAGAAUUUGAAGCACGAAAAACUCAGUAUGAAGAACUGAAACUUGCAGCCUAUGGGAUCCUGACAGGCCCUGGAGAGGAGUCUCCAUCCACCAGUCAAGUCGAGGAAGAAUUCCACAACAUAAGUGGAAGAUGGAUUGAAUUAACUGGUCGUUUGAAUUCCAGGGCUGACCAAAUAGAUCAGACAACCAUCAAAAGUAGUCAAUAUAAAGAGGUUCUGCAAAGCUUAACAGACAAAAUAAAGCAAGUUGGCAAAAACUUGGCGACCCAACCGUCUGUUAGCACUCAACCUGAUGCAGUAAAGCAACAGCUGCAGGAAACUAGUGGAAUCCGAUCUGAACUCGAACAACUUACCAAGGAAGUUAUAGAUGCUCAGGAACUGUGCAAUGAGUUAUCUGCACUUGUCAUGGAACCAUACCUUAAAGAUGAACUUCAAAAGCGUCUUGAUACUGUUGCUCUUCCACUCAAAGGAAUGGAGGAUUUGGCAGCGGAUCGAGUAAAUCGUCUUCAGACAGCUCUAUCUAGUUCUCAGCAGUUCCAGCAGAUGUUUGAUGAACUACGGAGUUGGUUGGAUGAAAAACAGAUGCAACAUAUCAAUAGCCCUCCAGUGUCUGCCAAGCUGGAGAAGUUGCAAACUCUGUUACAGGAGCAAGAAGAAUUCCAAAAGAGCAUCAACCAAUACAGUGGUUCCUAUGAAAUGAUUGUCACAGAAGGCGAGUCUCUGCUUAUCAAUGCUCAGGCUGGAGAAGAAAAGACCACUCUCCAAAAUCAGCUAGUGAAUUUAAAAGGGAAUUGGAAUGAACUAGGCAAGCAAUCAUCAGAAAGACAUGGAAAAUUAAAGGACUGUUUGCAAAAAGCUCAGAAGUAUGUUCGGCACGUGGAAGAUCUGGUGCCUUGGCUAGAAGACUGUGAGAUACACAUGAAAGAGAUGGAAAUAACACUUGACCCUGUACAACUUGAAGCACAGCUUCUUAGAGCAAAGGUUCUUCAGAUUGAUAUAGACAAAAAACGUUCUCUUUUUGAAAUGAUGAAUAGAGCAGCUGACCUUCUGAUUGAGACAGCUGAAGUAGAUGACAGAGACAUUCUGGAAGAUAGAGCCAAAAUCAACCAGAGAAUGGAUACCAUCACAGAAGAGUUACACAACAAGUCUGGGUCAAUUGAAGAAAUGUCAUUAAGACUUAAAGAGCUGAAGGACAGUUUUAAUAACAUUAAUAAGAAACUGGAAGGCGCCAGGCAUCUGUUGGAGAUCUUUACGGCACUUGGCCCUCAAGCUUGUAGUAGUAAAAAUCUUGAAAACAUGAGAUCCCAGCAGGACAUGCUUCUUGGUUUGGAACCCCAAAUCUUAUACCUGAAAAAUCUUAUUCAAGGUCUGAUGGCAGAUGCUCCACAAGGCUCUGAUGUUUCCCAUCUUGUUUACGAGGCACAGCAAGUCCAGCAUAAUUUUGAGAUGGUAAAACAGGAUGUUAAUGAAUGCUGUGCAAAUAUGGAAUCAAAAUUGCAGGGAAUUGGUCAGUUCCACUCUCAUGUUCGAGAGAUGUUCUCAGAACUAGCAGAUCUGGAUGAUGAAUUAGACAAUAUGGGGCCUGUGGGACGGGACAUGGAUAGUCUUAAGUCACAGGCAGAAGUAAUACAAACAUUUCUGGAGACACUUCAAAGCCUCAAAUUAAGUAUUGAGUCCUCAGAAUAUAAAUGUAGAGACAUGCUGGAGAAGGAAGGUGGCCCUGACCUUAUAGUACUUAUGAGAGAACUUGGGACUUUAAAUAAACAAUGUUCUAAACUGGCUGAACGAGGUAAAAAUCGCCAGGGACAAUUAGUGGCAACGUUAAGCCGUGUGGAGGAAUUCAACAUGAAACUAAAGGCGCUGAACCACCAGAUUAUGACAGCGGAGGGCAGCAGUGCUCUACAUGGUGUUGUUGGCACAGAAGUAGAUACCAUCAAGCAGCAGUUAGAUAAUUUUAAGGCUUUCCAAAAGGAGCAAGUGGAUUCUCUUCAAGCGAAGUUACAACAAGUGAAUGGAAUUGGCCAGGGUUUGAUACAAAGUUCUGAUAAAAACUGUGAUGUUCAUGGCCUGGAACACGACAUUGAAGAGCUGAACAUAAAAUGGAACACCAUGAACAAGAAGGUGGCAGAGCGAGUGACACAGUUGCAAGAGGCAUUGCUGCAUUGUGGGAAAUUUCAGGAUGCUCUGGAACCUUUGCUUAGCUGGCUUACUGACACUGAGGACUUGAUUGCCAACCAAAAGCCUCCAUCAGCAGAAUACAAAGUGGUGAAAGCUCAAAUUCAAGAACAGAAGCUUCUCCAGCGUCUCCUGGAUGAUCGCAGAACCACAGUAGAAAUGAUUCAGGCAGAAGGGGUAAGAAUUGCUGAGGGAGCUGAUCCUGCAGAUGGAGAAAAAAUAAGCGACCAGUUGGAGAUUCUAGCAGAGAGGUGGACUUUGCUUUUACAGAAGGCUCAGUCAAGGCAAAGACAUCUUGAAGACAUAUUGGUGCUUGCCAAACAAUUUCAUGAGACCACUGAACCAAUAUUUGACUGGCUUUCAGCUACAGAAAAGAAGUUGGCUAAUUCUGAGCCGAUUGGCACACAGACUGGAAAGAUUCAGCAGCAGAUCCAGCGUCACAAGAGCUUAGAGGGUGACAUAACAGUCCAUGAGACUGCCAUGCAUCAGGUGAACAAGCUUGGUGGCUCACUUGCAGCCCUCUGCUCCAAAGCUGAGCAAGAGAGACUGUCACAGAAACUAGAGUUUCUGCAGGCUCGCUACAGUGAAGUGCAGGACCUGUGUAGCAGAAAGGGUACCCUUCUUGGGCAAGCUCUGAUCAAUGCCAGACUGUUUGGAGAAGAUGAGGUGGAAGUUCUAAACUGGUUGGGCGAGGUAGAAGACAGACUGAAUUCAGUCUGUGUGAAGGAUUACAAGAUGGAAGUCCUGCAGAAUCAACACAAACAACAUAUGGCACUUAAUGAAGACAUUAUCAAUAGGAAGAAGAAUGUGGACCAAGCCAUCAAAAAUGGACAAGCACUGCUGAAGCAGACAACAGGGGAAGAGGUGCUCCUCAUUCAAGAGAAGUUGGAUGGUAUCAAAACUCGUUACUCAGAGAUCACAUCAUCAAGUGGAAAGGCACUAAAAACAUUAGAACAAGCUUUACAGCUUGCUGGCAAGUUCCAGGCUACUCAUGAUGAACUAACUGGCUGGUUAAGACGAGUAGAAGAUGAGCUGGCUCAGAAUUCUGGACAGUCUCCCUCUGGAGACAUGAUUUCUCAAUUCCAGCAGAGACAAAAGGAACUAAAGAAGGAGGCAAUGGAAUACCGGAUUGUUCUCGACACUAUAAAUGAAGUUGGCAGUGCACUAUUGGAGCUGGUCCCCUGGCGGGCCAGGGAGGGAUUAGAUAAACUAGUUUCAGAUGACAAUGAGCAAUACAGAUCUGUUAGUGACACUAUUGGGCAAAGGGUGGACCAAAUAGAUGCUGCAAUUCAAAGAUCACAACAGUAUGAGCAAGCUGCUGAUUCAGAGUUAGCCUGGGUGGCUGAAACUAAGAGAAAACUUAUGGCCCUGGGUCCAAUCUGUCUGGAACAAGACCAGACCACAGCCCAGCUACAGGUGCAAAAGGCUUUCUCUGUAGAUAUUAUUCGCCACAAAGAUUCCAUUGAUGAUUUGAUUCACACAGAGGAAGAGAUCCUGGCAACCUGUGGAGAUGAACAAAAAUCUUUAUUACAAGAGAAAACUAAGACUCUGGUGCAGCAGUAUGAAGAUAUAAGCCAUCUAAAUUCUGAGAGAUAUUCUCGGCUUGAGCGAGCUCAGGUUCUUGUUGUUCAGUUCUGGGAGACCUAUGAAGAAUUAAUGCCAUGGAUUGAAGAAAUGCAGGUUUUCCUUUCCCAGCUGCCUCCUCCUGCAGUAGAUCAAGAGAUGCUAAGGCAACAGCAGGAAGAAAUGAGGCAAUUAAGGGAGUCAGUUGCUGAGCAUAAGCCUCAUAUCGAUAAGCUCCUAAAAAUUGGUCCUCAUCUUUCUGAGCUGAACCCCGAAGAAGGCACAGUAAUUCAGGAGAAGUACAACAGUGCAAAAGAGAUCUAUGGUGGAAUAAAGGAGGAAGUGCGCAAGAGAGCCAUGGUACUGGAUGAUGCUGUAGCACAAGCUGCACAGAUUGGAGAGUUCCAUGACAAGAUUGGUCCAAUGUUGGAGACUCUUGAAAACUUGGCUUCUCGGCUCCGCGUGCCCCCUCUCAUUCCCGCAGAGGUGGAGAAGAUUCGGGAGUGUAUUAGUGAGAACAAGAAUGCUGUCAUGGAACUUGAAAAAUUGCAGCCUGCAUUUCAAGCUCUGAAACAUCGCGGUGAAGAACUGAUCAGUCGCUCACAGGGACCAGACGUUGACCCAGCAGUCAAAGAUAUCCAGGAUAACCUGGACCAGUUGGUGUUUUUUUGGGAGGACAUCAAAGCACGAGCAGAUGAACGUGAAAGUAAAUUCCUUGAUGUCCUUGAAUUAGCAGAAAAGUUCUGGUUGGAUAUGAGCUCCCUUUUAACCACCAUUAAGGAUACACAUGAAAUUGUCCAUGAUCUGGAAAGUCCUGGCAUUGAUCCAUCAAUGAUCAAGCAGCAAAUUGAAGCAGCAGACAGUAUUAAAGAAGAGACGGAUGGACUCCAUGAAGAACUGGAAUUCAUUAGAAUCCUCGGAGCAGAUUUAAUAUUUGCCUGUGGCGAAACUGAGAAACCAGAAGUCAAAAAGAGUAUUGAUGAGAUGAACACUGCUUGGGAACAUUUGAAGAGAACAUGGACAGAACGCCUUGAAAAACUCAGAGAUGCAAUGUCUCAUGCUGUGCAGUACCAGGAUACCCUGCAGGCAAUGUUUGAUUGGCUGGAUAAUGCUGUUAUUAAACUUUGUGACAUGCCUCCUGUUGGGACUGAUCUCAAUACUGUUAAAGAACAGAUUGAAGAGAUGAAGGAGUUUAAGGUGGAGGUUUACCAACAGCAAAUAGAAAUGGAAAGAUUAAACCACCAAGGAGAGUUGAUGCUCAAGAAAGCCAUUGAUGACACAGACAGAGAUAUCAUCCAGGGACCUCUUACUGAAUUGAAGCAUCUGUGGGAAAAUUUAGGAGAAAAGAUUGCACACAGACAGCAUAAACUGGAGGAUGCUUUGCUGGCUCUUGGACAGUUCCAACAUGCUCUGGCUGAGUUGAUAUCCUGGCUGACUCACACAGAUGAACUGCUGAAUGCCCAGAGACCGAUCUGUGGAGACCAUAAUGUUAUCGAAGUGGAGCUUGCAAAACAUCAUGUGCUGAAGAAUGAUGUGCUUGCCCACCAAACUACUGUGCACACUGUAUCUAAGGCUGGUAAUGAGCUACUGGAGUCCAGUGUGGGAGACGAUGCCAACAGCCUUAGACCUCGUCUUGCAACUCUGAUCCAGCUAUGGGAAACUGUGCUUCAGAAAACUGAGGAGAGAGAGCAGCAGUUGGAUAUGGCACUGCAUCAGGCUCAAGGCUUCUCUGGUGAAAUUGAGGAUUUCAUUCAGUGGCAAACCAAUAUAGAAAGCCAGCUUUUGGCAGCCAAACCAACAGGUGGACUGCCUGAGACAGCACGGGAGCAGCUUCAGUCUCACAUGGAGCUGUUUGCAGAAAUCAAGGCAAAUGAGGAUCUGUACAGACACCUUCUAGACAAAGGGCAGCUAAUGCUUAUAAGCCGAGAUGAUGCAACAGGCUCCAUCACAGAGCAGAAUGUGGCUAUUCUGAAAAGAAAGUGGCAGACAAUUGGCAGCAAAGUUGGAGAGAGGAAGGCAAAGCUGGAGGAGGUUCUUAAUCUAGCUACUGAUUUCCAGAAUUCAUUACAAGAUUUUAUUAUCUGGUUGACUCAAGCUGAGCAGAGUUUGAACAUUGCACCUUCCCCAAGUUUGAUCCUAGACACUGUUCUCUUCCAAAUCGACGAACACAAGGUGUUUGUAAAUGAGGUUAAUAUCCACCGUGAACACAUAAUUGAACUGGACAAAACUGGAAAUCAACUGAAGUUUCUUAGCCAGAAACAAGAUGUAGUUCUUAUAAAGAAUCUUCUUCUCAGUGUUCAGUCCCGUUGGGAAAAAGUUGUUCAGCGCUCGGUAGAGCGAGGUCGAUCACUAGAUGAUGCCAGAAAGCGAGCCAAACAGUUCCAUGAAGCAUGGAAGAAGCUGAUUGACUGGCUUGAGGAGGCUGAAAACCAUCUUGACUCUGAGCUGGAAAUCUCAAAUGAUCCUGACAAGAUCAAACUGCAGCUCACUAAGCACAAGGAGUUCCAAAAAACCCUAGGAAGCAAACAGCCUGUGUAUGACACUACAGUCAGGACAGGACGGGCAUUAAAGGAGAAGGCUCUGUUAAGCAGUGAUGUCCAGAAAUUAGAUCAUCUCCUAGGUGAAGUUAGAGACAAGUGGGAUACAGUGUGUGGCAAAUCAGUUGAAAGGCAGCACAAGCUAGAGGAAGCCUUGCUUUUCUCAGGGCAGUUUAUGGAUGCACUUCAGGCACUUGUUGAUUGGCUUUACAAAGUGGAACCUCAGCUUGCUGAGGACCAACCAUUGCAUGGGGAUUUAGAUCUUGUUAUGAACCUCAUGGAUGCUCAUAAGGUUUUCCAGAAGGAGCUUGGAAAGAGAACCAGUAAUGUACAGGCCCUAAAACGUUCUGCCAGAGAAUUGCUUGAAAGUAGCAGAGAGGACACUACUUGGGUGGAGGUUCAACUUCAGGAACUCAGCACUCGAUGGGACACAGUAUGCAAACUAUCUGUGUCCAAACAGACUCGACUAGAGCAAGCACUAAAGCAGGCUGAGGAGUUCCAUACUGCUGUCCACAUGCUGCUAGAGUGGCUUUCUGAAGCAGAGCAGACCCUACGGUUUAGGGGAGCAUUACCCGAUGAUGCUGAAUCUUUGCAGUCUCUAAUAGACAUCCAUAAGGAGUUUAUGAAGAAGGUGGAAGAGAAACAAACUGAUGUGAAUACAGCAGUCAGUAUGGGAGAAGAAAUCUUGACUGUGUGCCAUCCAGAUUGUAUAACCACUAUCAAACACUGGAUCACAAUUAUCCGGGCAAGAUUUGAAGAGGUACUAACCUGGGGAAACCAGCACCAGCAAAGACUGCAAACUGCUCUGUCUGAGCUUGUGGCGAAUUCUGAUUUGUUGGAUGAGCUACUUUCUUGGAUUCAGUGGGCAGAGACCACACUAAUUCAGAGGGAUCAAGACCCCAUGCCCCAGAACAUUGACCAGGUCAAAGCACUGAUCAGUGAGCACCAGGUAUUCAUGGAAGAAAUGACUCAAAAGCAACCAGAUAUGGACAGAGUAACAAAGACAUACAAAAGAAAGACAACAGAUCCAAAUCAUAUGUCUUUCAGUGACAAAACCAGAAUGAUUUUAUUACUGCCUAAUCCAGGAAAACAUGCAGUGCAGAAUGCAACCCCAGUCAUCCCAGUUCUCUCACAACCGGAAAACAAAAACCCCAGGAUAAACCAACUGUCUGCUCACUGGCAGCAGGUCUGGCUUCUGGCCCUGGAGAGGCAGAGAAAGCUUAAUGAUGCCCUUGAUAGGCUAGAAGAGUUAAAGGAAUUUGCAAACUUUGAUUUUGAUAUUUGGAGGAAGAAGUAUAUGCGCUGGAUGAACCAUAAAAAAUCUCGAGUCAUGGAUUUCUUUAGAAGAAUUGAUAAAGACCAAGAUGGAAAAAUCACCAGACAAGAAUUCAUUGAUGGGAUCUUGGCUUCUAAAUUCCCAACCACAAAACUAGAGAUGACAGCUGUCGCUGAUAUUUUUGAUGGUGAUGGUGAUGGAUAUAUAGAUUACUAUGAGUUUGUUGCUGCUCUUCAUCCCAACAAAGAUGCUUAUCGGCCAACAACUGAUGCAGACAAGAUUGAGGAUGAGGUCACAAGACAAGUUGCUCAGUGCAAAUGUGCAAAAAGAUUCCAGGUUGAACAAAUUGGAGAGAAUAAAUACAGGUUCUUCCUAGGGAACCAGUUUGGAGAUUCUCAGCAACUGCGUCUAGUCCGUAUACUAAGAAGUACUGUCAUGGUCCGUGUUGGUGGAGGUUGGAUGGCGCUAGAUGAAUUUUUGGUGAAGAAUGAUCCUUGCAGAGUUCAUCAUCCUGGGAAUAAAUUAAAGAGAACAGAUUCCAUCUAUUCUUUAGCAAGAGGGAGAACAAAUCUAGAGCUACGAGAAAAGUUCAUUUUACCAGAGGGGAUAUCUCAAGGAAUGACCCCAUUCAGGUCUAGAGGACGGAGAUCUAAACCAUCGUCCAGGACAGCUUCUCCUACACGAUCAAGUUCCAGUGCCAGUCAAAGUAACCACAGUUGUACUUCUGUGCCGUCCUCACCUGCCACUCCUGCUAGUGGCUCAAAGACUCCACAGCAUCUCUCUCGCUGUUAUGAGAAACCAUGGCUUGUAAACAGCAAAGCUAGCACUCCUAUUAGGUGGGCUGAAUAUCCAGACUUCCACACCCCAUCACCUGAGGUAACACCAGCUCAAGGCAGCAAAUUAAAGAAAGCCGCUGUUCACACAAGCCGUUCAUCCUUGACUGGGGACACACCCACUUCUUCAAGUGCCAAAUCAGCAAGAGCUGAUCCAAAGAAGAGUGCAAGUCGUGCAGGUAGCCGGGCCGGAAGCCAGACAAGCAGCAGGAGGGGAAGUGAUGCCUCUGACUUUGAUCUUCUUGAAACACAGUCAGCAUGUUCAGAUACAUCAGAGAACAGUGCAGCAGGAGGCCCAGGGAGCUCCCGAAGGGCACUAUCCAAACCUUCCAAAAUCCCAACCAUAUCCAAGAAAACCGCCAGCACUCCCAAAACUCAAGGAACCAAGAGAUAGUCCUCGUCCCCAUGUCCCCCAAAGUAAAUGUGCGGCACAAGGAAGAGACUCGCCCCUAAUGGAGCUGUCUCCAAGAUUUUCUAUCAUGCACUGUACAUCUGGAUGUACGCUUAUUCGACAAGGGGAAUUUUUAUUGUCUGAACAUGUAUACAAAAGAAUUGUUGAAAACUGCCUUAUUUGUUUCUUUUGUAUGUUACUACUUCCAUGUGAAUAUUUCUGUAGAUAUAAAGCCUCAUUAUGUGAAUGCCUGGAGAACUUCAGGGACUCAAGUAUAGAGUUAGAGAAGAUGAAGUGUAAGACAGAAGAGUAUGUAUGUAACAAUCAUUCAGUGAGCUAUGAGAACUGCUUUUUAUGGGUUAAUAUCCAUGGACAACACUACUAAAUUCCUCUUUUGUACAUGUACAGUAAAUUGCUUAGAGGCAACAGGGAGCUACACUAGAUCCCUGCUAUUUAAGAUUUAAUCUUUAAAGUCAGAUUUGUUUCUAAUUUACAGCACUUGCACAUUGCUUUGUUCUUCCAGUAACAAUAGCAAAUCUCCUACAGUGACCGUCAUUUUAAAGGACUUUAACACCUAGUGUUUUACAAACCUUUCCAUGUGAUGGCCCAGCAUACAGCACGUGCUACUCCUCUGCCACUUUAUCUUGAUCAAGCUGAUUUCUUAUUGUAAACUACAUUUGUUUUAUUUAUCUCUGUAGGACUUUCUUAUUUAUUAUUUAAAUUGUCAUUCCACUUAAGAUUUGUGUGAAACAUUCAUUUCUGUAGACAAACACUCAUAUUUGCGCAUCAAUGAAAUGAGACUCAGCACAAUUUCUUCCUCGUAUUUGUCUGCUGGUGCCCUGUGACAGACAAGAGCCUGAGGAAAUGAAAUGGUAGAACAUAAGUGGUCUCUCAUGCAAAGAAUAUUCUGUUCUGGCCUGGCUGCUGUGUGAUUUUCUCGAGUACUUUGCAACAGAAAUUGACUCUGUACCAAUGAACUGUUAAAAGAGGCACCUUUUGUAUUAAAAUUGCUUGCAGUAACAACA
Molecule: messenger RNA, 23431 nt
Organism: Xenopus laevis (African clawed frog)
Lineage: Eukaryota; Metazoa; Chordata; Amphibia; Anura; Pipidae
Gene: macf1.S
Product: microtubule actin crosslinking factor 1 S homeolog
Exons: 102
Coding region: 87-22409 (7440 amino acids)
Biological process (GO): regulation of microtubule-based process; regulation of focal adhesion assembly; wound healing
Cellular component (GO): membrane; cytoskeleton; microtubule
Molecular function (GO): structural molecule activity; calcium ion binding; cadherin binding
Source: RefSeq, a predicted model, not a curated record